UCACGCAGCCAUCUUUGUGCAGCUAAUCCAGGCGCCUGUUUAUUACACCUUCAUUACCCGCACGGAUUCUGACAGCGCCGGGCGCCGAUAUAUCAGCCUCCAGCUGGACAAGAAGUAGACGUAGAAAGACGAUAUAUAUAUUUAUUUAUUUAUUUUUCCCAAAUAAAAGAGAGGAGGUUUUGUCGCGAAGGGACGCGUCUCUGUGGGAGUUAUAGAAGCCAGUGCUCCUCCUCGGCUAUAUAGGCAGGGAAACGCCACAAUAACCAAGCAAAGGGUGCCAGAGGCUAGAGAGGAGCGCAGGAGGCAAGCCACAUCCAUCUGACACUCACUUUGGUCCGUGCUAACGUUUCCAGUUCCGUUUUCAACCCAGCCGUCGAACCAGCGCUACCAGGAAAAUGUCUGCCCCAGCUGGAGCCCCUGCACCAGAGGGAGGGAAUCAGCCCCCCAACCUCACCAGCAACCGCCGUCUGCAGCAGACACAGGCACAAGUGGAUGAGGUGGUGGAUAUCAUGCGUGUAAACGUGGACAAGGUUCUGGAGCGUGAUCAGAAGCUGUCAGAACUGGACGACAGGGCUGACGCCCUGCAGGCUGGAGCAUCUCAGUUUGAGACUAGCGCUGCAAAACUGAAGAAUAAAUACUGGUGGAAGAAUGCCAAGAUGAUGAUUAUCCUGGGAGUGAUAUGCGUGAUUGUCCUCAUCGUCAUUAUUGUGUACUUCAGCACCUAAGAAGAGUCUGUCCUACCCCAGUCUGAUCCCAACAUCCUUGCCACAAAAAAAAACAA
Messenger RNA from Solea solea (common sole), 781 nucleotides. It is a transcript of the gene vamp2, whose product is annotated as vesicle-associated membrane protein 2. The record is from RefSeq and is a predicted model, not a curated record. Gene Ontology annotation, molecular function: SNAP receptor activity; syntaxin-1 binding. Gene Ontology annotation, cellular component: SNARE complex; plasma membrane. Bases 396 to 725 code for a protein of 109 amino acids. Gene Ontology annotation, biological process: vesicle fusion; SNARE complex assembly; vesicle-mediated transport. The transcript has 5 exons. NCBI's taxonomy places the organism in Eukaryota, Metazoa, Chordata, Actinopteri, Pleuronectiformes, Soleidae.